CUUCAUACUGCAACUGUUUUCAUCAUUGAUAGUCUACCGACAGUUCUCUGACAGUCUCACAAUGUCUGACGCUGAAGUCGCCGCCGCUCCCGCUCCUGCCAGCCAAACAAAGAAGGCACCAAAGAAGAAGGCACCAGCAAAGCCAAAGAAGGCAGCAAGUCACCCUAAAUACUGUGACAUGAUCAAGAAAGGCAUCACUAGUCUGAAAGAUCGUGGUGGUUCUUCUCGCCAGGCCAUCUACAAGUACAUCGUGGCCAACUACAAAGUUGACGCUAAUGCCGCCAAAAUUCACCUGAAGCUGGCUCUCCGUGCUGGUGUCAAGAACGGAAAUCUGAAGCAGUCCAAGGGAACCGGUGCCUCCGGAUCAUUCAGAAUCGGAGACAAGGCUGAGAAGACAAAGAAGCCCAAGGCCAAGAAAGCUGUCAAACCCAAGGCUGCCGGAGCUAAGCCCAAGGCUAAGAAAGUGAGGAAGCCAAAGGCUGCUGGUGUCAAGAAAUCUCCCAAGAAGGCAAAGAAGCCAAAGGCAAAGAAACCAGCCGCUGCAGCCAAGCCAAAGGCAGCCAAGAAGGCUACCAAGCCCAAGGCAAAGAAAGCAAAGACCCCUAAGAAGGCCAAGGCAGCUAAGAAAUGAAGUGCGUGAUGCUUGACUUUAUAUGAGAUUAAUUCAUAGACAUAGUGAACUCAUCCGUGUGUUUCAUCGCUACAUCAUGGGCUAGGAUGCCCUAUCAUCGUAGAAAUCAUCGACUGAGACACUAAUCCAGUCCAGUCAUCGCUGUGACGUCCCAUCGUCGAUAUGACGCGGCCCAUUUCAUCGUAGAUCAUUCAUCACAUCUACAUCAUCAUUCCUGUCCGCCAUGCAAGAGUACCUCCCCUCGAACUGAACAAGUGCCCCGCGCCAGAGGAGUGAAAAGUGACAUUAGUGCUCUCGGAACUCUUGUCUUCAUAGGCAGCCAUCAUGAGAUUGAUACAAGUGCUAAUGACUGAAAGUAUCAUGAUCUCGUUCCGUUAUUUAUCGUUGCAUAUUAUUCAUCUGUAAAUACUCAUUGAAAAAACUCAUGUCGUUGUAAAUAGAACCUCAAAAUUAAAAUAUUGAAAUGAUA
Messenger RNA from Haliotis rubra (blacklip abalone), 1100 nucleotides. Its product is annotated as histone H1-delta-like. The coding region runs from base 62 to 631 and encodes 189 amino acids. Gene Ontology annotation, biological process: chromosome condensation; nucleosome assembly; negative regulation of DNA recombination. The record is from RefSeq and is a predicted model, not a curated record. NCBI's taxonomy places the organism in Eukaryota, Metazoa, Mollusca, Gastropoda, Lepetellida, Haliotidae. Gene Ontology annotation, molecular function: double-stranded DNA binding; nucleosomal DNA binding; structural constituent of chromatin. The transcript has a single exon. Gene Ontology annotation, cellular component: nucleus; nucleosome.